This is a messenger RNA of Monopterus albus (swamp eel), 5004 nucleotides long. It is a transcript of the gene znf385c, whose product is annotated as zinc finger protein 385C. The transcript is spliced from 9 exons. The coding region runs from base 621 to 2063 and encodes 480 amino acids. Gene Ontology annotation, molecular function: nucleic acid binding; zinc ion binding. Gene Ontology annotation, cellular component: nucleus. Lineage: Eukaryota; Metazoa; Chordata; Actinopteri; Synbranchiformes; Synbranchidae. The record is from RefSeq and is a predicted model, not a curated record.
UCACUUAUAGCGCUGACCUGCAAGACAAUGAGUUUGACAGAAGGCUAGUGUGCUGCCAAAUUGCGUACAGGAAUGAAGACUAUGAAAAGAUGGCAGCUAUUUCCCCCAUCUGUGCAUUCCUGUCAAGUUGAAAGGUGUUCACUGAGAGGAGAGAGAGGUAGGACUUGGGAGAGGGAAGGGAUGGGAGAGAGAGAGGACCCAGAGAGAGAGAGAGGGAAGCGGCAGCAGUAACACCUAGCUCCUCUCCAACAGUCCCAUUCCUCGCCUUCUUCGGGCCAAGCGGAGCAGCAGUACGAGCGAUAGGAUUUUCACUGAGGACAACGCGCAUCCAAAGGAUCUGAGAUUUCCCGGGGACUGGUGGCCAAAGACGUGGGAGGAAAGGAUACAUCAUCGCAAAGACAGAGUUGUCAUUAUAGAGCCAAAAUAGGGGGGCAAGUAAAUCCGAAUCGACUCUCACAGAUUUCGAGGCACUUUACAACUACAGGACACCUCCGGUUCUUACCUGUGCGUCGUUUAUGUCCCUUCUCCCGGGUGAUAAAAGUGUGUGCAUUUUCACUUACCCCUUUUACGCACGGUGACACGCCGAGCUGGAGACACGCGGAUACGGUCCUGGAUGCAAGAUGCUGAUCGGUACAUCGACCCAGAGAAGCCCCCUACUGGCUUCCCUCCCUGUCCCAGGACGGCCUCUGCAGCCUCAGCUUGAGCUCAAACACCUAAUGCCCUUCAGACUGAAUGGAUCCUCACCCCUCAGUCUCUUUCCUAACUUUAAUACGAUGGACCCCGUCCAGAAGGCAGUGAUCAACCACACAUUUGGUGUCCCUCAGCCUCUCAAGAAAAAACAGAUUAUCUCCUGCAACAUUUGCCACCUGCGCUUUAACUCAACGAAUCAAGCAGAAGCCCAUUAUAAGGGCCACAAGCAUGCGCGGAAACUAAAAGCCAUGGAGGCCCAGAAGAACAGGCAGAGACGAGCUGGUGAGGCCUCAUCCACAGGGAGAGAGAAAGACAGAGACCGGGAGCAAGAUCGGGACAGGAGCAAGACGUCCACGUCUGAGGCAGCUCUUCCCGUGCUCAUGGAUACAAGCUCAGUGGAGGGAACAAGUCUUCAGUCUGAUAUAGAACCAGCCAGCCUGGAGGCAAAGUCCAAAGAGAGUCUGAAGAGCUCAGUUAUGAUGACACUGGUGUCUGAGGUUUCUUCUGUGGAGUUGGUCACCCUUUCCCCUCCCCAGAUUUCACCUUCCUCUCAACCCUCAGAGACUGCCUCAGACACCAGCGCCCCAGAAGUCACAGAGGUCACUGAGGCCGCUGGCCCGACCGCUGAGUCGGGCAGCCCUGCAGAGGCAUCCAGCACAAACGGGGAGGAGGACAAAGAUCCCAAGAAAAGCAAAGCUCACCUCCAUUGUCCUGUUUGUAAAGUCACAGUCAACUCCGUCUCUCAGCUGGAAGCACAUAACAGUGGUACAAAGCACAAACUUAUGCUGGAAGGUCACAGUGUUUUGCCAAGACGCAGGGGGAAAGUGGUGGCAGCUCGUGUAGGAUGCAAGAGCAAGCGACUGGGCAGCAAAGGCACUGUCGGGGUGCCCAGCAAAAAUUUCCAGUGUGAAGUGUGUGAGAUCUUUGUGAACUCUGAGACCCAGCUGAGCCAGCACAUGAAUAGCAGAAGGCACAAGGAUAGGCUGGCCGGAAAACCACCCAAGCCCAAAUUUACACCCCACAGCAAGAGCCAGCCGAGCUCCAGCUUAGCGAACGUGAGAUGGAGUGGCUAUGCAGGCGUGGCUGUGUCGGCCAUGAAGAAAGCAUUCACCCAGUACAACCUCACCUCCCUCUCCUCACAGACCAAACUGGCUUUGCAGAAGCAACUGACCAAGAGCUUGACAACUGGCUUCCUGCCCAGCCCCCUCACUCCACCAACGCUGUGCACAGUGACGACUAACCCACUGGCUCUGCGCCACCCAGUGGGCACCACCACCUUCAUCCAGACCCCCUUCCUGGGUCCUGCACUGUUUCGACCUGCCCCAGGACCACUGCGGGCCACACACACACCCAUCAUCUUCUCCCCCUAUUAGAGACUUGACCCACUUCUCAUCUGACCUCCACCCCUGUCCCUUUAUCAAGCCCCAGGCCCUCCUUUAGUGUGACCUACAUGACAAAGGCUACACGCAAACUAUGCAUACCGCCAGACUUAAUAAGGAAACUGUACACAAGUCCUUAUGCUCAGUAGGCCAUGAGGCCUGAGAGCUGUUCCUAUCAUAAAGGCCAAGAUCCCCCAUCAUGCCUUCUUUCUGCUCCUCUUAUCAUGACCAAAGGAGCAGGACAGGCCUCCAGACAGUGACUGGUGCACAGAGGCCGCUUUUAUAGCCAUUUCAUGGGUCAACAUGGUUUGGAUUACAGAUAUUAUUGUGUAAUUUAUUAGAGAACAAAGAUAGAAGAGUGUAGAUGUAUGUUUAGUGUGGUUGCCACAAAAUAAGGUCCCUUUACUUGAUGCUCUUGUACUAAUUUUUAACUUAUUGGUUUGGGGGGUUUAUAAAAGGUGGUGUAUUCUCCUGUAUGGUGGACAAGCCAGUCUCAUUUUGAUGAGUGUUUUCAAGUAACAAGCUCCAAGGACCAUCUGAAGUCAAAUGUUAUCAUAUUGCAUCUUGAAUAUGGCCAUUACCAGAUAACCCUCUGGUCAAGUACCGCCGCAUACUUACAUAUAUGAAAGACAAAUAUGAGUCCUCAUAGUGAAGCAUAUGUGCAUCUAUAACUACAGACUUUAUGUUCAUACAUUAAAACCCCAUUAUUACCAUUUUGUACCUCUUGCUCUUCCCUUAACACUGUUUCCCUCAGCCUUUAAUUUGUACAAUUAAAACAUUUCUUUCUCCCCUUCCUUCUGAGUCACAGCCACAGUCAUAGCCCUCCGAGUCUUUUCCCUCUUUUCUCAUUAAGGUACAGAAAAGGUCAGCUUGUCAACUUGGCUUCGUUUCAAUUUGAAAAUCUCCCUUCAGAAUGACUUUUUUUUUUUUUUUUUGCUCCAGCACAUCAUUGACACAUUGCAGCUUAAACAUGCUGUUCUUGCCAAGCAAGCAGCAUGAAAACAUUUUUGCAGUUAUGGAUGUCUUAUAUUGCAAAAAUGCCAGUAUCUCUCUGUCCUCGUGAGUGCUCUUUUCUCCUUUCCUCCUUCAUUCUACUGUCGUCACCUUGCUGUUGCCCUUCAUUUUCUCUGGCGUUAUCUCAGCAUGAGAUGAUGAGGAGCAGGGAAAGCCUCCGCCAAACACACUCGCAUACAAUCGCACACAUAAUGAAAACACAAUGGAAAACUUGAGGACUUGAUGGGCUUUCAGAGCUCACUGAAAACUUUGGAUGACAGUGGGUGGGGAAGUCGCUCAGCCAGUACUUGAUUGACAUCCUGUUGCAGUUUCUACGUAUUGCGUGGGAGGGAACAAAGCACAGUGCCAUGGCAACCACAUUAAAAGCACCUUAAAACUAAUUUACUUACAAAAGCAAUGAAAAUUAUGUUGAUAUUCACCUUUUUUGCUGUAGGUGUAUGUUUUUUACAAUCCCAUGUCAAUUUCAGUGUUUUACUUAAAAAAAAAAACAAUCAGGUGAGAAUGAUAACUUUAUGGUUUAUCCAUGAAUAAGACAAGUCUCACAUUUAAAGCAAUACAUUCAUUAUAUUUAUGUUUAUGAUGUGUUUUCAGUGUGUCAGUGGCUUUAUCUACUCUAUACUGUAUACAAAUGUAUUAUGUACUCCAAUACAGCCAAGGGCCAACUCUGAGUUGUCAGUGUAGGGUCAUUUGAAACAAUAGGUUGUCUUGACAGUGCUGCCCUUGAUGCUUGAUGCUCAUGGUCAGUCUCCUCAUGUUGCGACUCGGGGCUUAGCCGUUCCAUUUAUAGCUGCUCUCGCGCUGCGGAGAGGAUGCUUCAGCGCCAUAUGACAUUGCUGUGUCACUUUUUAGCAGAGCAGAUGAACUUUUGUAGGACUUCCACUGAGCAAAACAUUGCUACAUCAGAGACAAGUGUUUGAGACAAGUGUCACAAGUGCAACAUCAACUGUCAUAUUGCUGUUCACACCCACGUGCUGUCUCUCCAGCCCUCCUAUCCAACAUAUCUACUGAUACUCAACCCUCACCUCUGCCAAAAUGGACUGUUGGCAAGGACUUGGAGCACACACAUCACCCUUUCUUCGACACUCAUACCAAAUUAUGUUUUCUUAAAUUACAGCACUGGAGCAAAUCCUAUGCAUUUCUCAUUGUGCAAUAUGUAUAGUUGUCUGUGAUGCAGCAGUGCCAUCUGUCGUGAAAACCCUGUAAUUGCCAUCAUGUACUAGUGCUUCUACAAGACCUGAUCAUUAUGUACAUUUUGUUUAUUAAGGACCCCCAGGUCCUUCUGGGUAAGCGAAGCCAUCGGGUCUCCCCGCCAUAUUGAUGUGAUUUUUUUCCCCAGUCGCACUACUCAGUGAACCAGCCAGCCUUUAAUCUUCACUGUUUGUUUCUAUCACUCAGUGGGAACACUGACCUAAAGAACUGAAACUUUUCUUAAAAUAAAGAACCUAGAGAAGGCAAAUUAUAUGUAGAUAUCAGAGUAACUACAGAGAUUUUAUUGUUAUCUGUAUCAUAUUGAACUGCUAUCAUAGAAAAAAAGUAGAUUAUGCUAUUGUAGGCUCUGUAUCGCAUACAGAGAGGAAAAAUGCUUUUUCUUUUUUUGUUUGUUUGUUUCUUUACAUGGUUUUACCAACAUGUUUUUAAAGUACAAGAGAAAAUAUUUAAAGCAACAUUUUUUGAGUGAGCCUUUUUUUGUCUCCUUGUUGACAGUGACUGAAUAAAUAAUGUUAUUCAAGGCCUUUCUAGAUGGUAUCCUAGAGUCACAUUAGCCAGGCCUUCUCAGGGGUGACAGGUUGAUCAAAUGCUAACAUGACCAUCCAUUCAGGGUAUCCAUCCAUAGCUCUGGGGAGCAGGAAACACUGUACAUAUGGAUGGAUUGACAAACAAAUUUACAGUGCUGUACAUUAGAAAAGACAAGGUGUGGGUU